This is a messenger RNA of Colletotrichum destructivum, 2616 nucleotides long. Its product is annotated as Putative Zinc finger, UBP-type, Zinc finger, RING/FYVE/PHD-type, ubiquitin specific protease. Gene Ontology annotation, molecular function: zinc ion binding; cysteine-type deubiquitinase activity. The transcript is spliced from 6 exons. NCBI's taxonomy places the organism in Eukaryota, Fungi, Ascomycota, Sordariomycetes, Glomerellales, Glomerellaceae. Gene Ontology annotation, biological process: protein deubiquitination. The record is from RefSeq and is a predicted model, not a curated record. The coding region runs from base 694 to 2250 and encodes 518 amino acids.
CUCCAACAUUUGCAUCUUCCAGGGAUCGUCCGUAGAUGCUUGGAUUCCUAGAUUGUACCUACCUACUACCUGCCUAUCGAUCGUGAAGUGCCGGCUGGUUUGCUAUUUGCUGCAGCGCGAGGCCGCUCUCCAUUCUCUCUCCUCUCCCUCUCCAGUCUCCAUCACCAGCUCGGGGUUCUUCAACCUCGCGCGUCUGAAGCGGCAACACGUCCGCAUCUUCUCGACACUCGACUGGCUCCAUUUGAAGCCCACUUACCUGGAUGAGCUUCAACAUCGCCAACGCGAAAUUGCUCCUGCUCCCCCGGACCCGGCACGCUUCGACCUACCGCCCUCGGUACAAGUUCUGCGACCAGCAACUGCUGUUUGUUGAUCGGGUUCGUCCUGUUUUUGCGAAUUGAUCAAUUCGCUGCUCGCGAAACCAAGUGGCUGACAACCGACCUUUGUUGGAACCGCAGUUCCCUGCCGUGCUGUGCUCUCCCGACUGCAGCCGUUGCCGAUCAUCGACGUCUUCCUUUGCCUAUCUUCAGAAGCUGCAAAAUUACCCUUUUCCAUCUCCAACUUCCACCUAUUCAUUCCCUGACGAUCAACGUAAAAGUGGCCGAUUUGUAAUUCGAGAUAUCCAAGACAGAGGGAAGGCAGGGGAAAGGGUGAAGAGCACAUCCGAUCGAACACCGCCAUCGGACCCAAUUCAAGAUGACUGCUCGGCCGACAACACCAAUGUCCCCAAAGACCGCCAAGGUCAAGUCGCCAGUUCCUGGAAUACCGGUCUUUGGAUGCGAGCACAUCCAACGGCUCUUCACACAGUCUCAGGAGGUCACAACUCAGUCUGUCCACCACUACAAGAUGAUCCUGAAGAACAUCUUUGAACAGACACCCAUUGUACCACAGACGUCUAAGAACUCUGACGGUCAGGUCAUGACCUCCCUCACAUCCAACUACCUCUGCCUGCAAUGCUCUACAAUUGUCAACGAGGAGGAUCGUCUAAAACAUGGCACGAAGAAGCAGCAUCGGUUCUAUGUCGAUUCACGCAGCGGUGCUCUUUAUUGCCAGAUCUGCGAUGACCUGGUCUGGGACCCCACAUUGGAAGAGCUUCGUGUCCGCAAGAUGGGAACGGGAACCUUUUCGAGUCGCAAGAGGAAACAUGAUGAGAUGUUUUCUGAUGGUGUCAAGGACAGUACUGCAAGCAACCCGGGCUUCAUCUCCAACAAUACCACCACGGCCUCUUGCAAAGCAAACGGUCUGCGUGGUAUCUACAAUGCUGGAGCAACAUGCUACCAGAACGUGGUCCUACAGAGCUUCCUCCACAAUCCUUUGCUCCGCAACUUCUACCUCAGCGAUGGUCACCAGAGUACCGACUGCUCAUUGACUAACUGCCUCAGCUGCGCCAUGGACGACAUGUUCCAGGACUUUUACGCCGUUGAGAAUACUAAUGGAUUCACAGCCGCGAGUAUUCUCUCUGGAUUCUGGAUAUCUGAAAAGAAGGCGUUCGAGAACCUCGUUACCACCAAGGAACAGGAUGCCCAUGAAUUCUUUCAGUUCCUCGCCGAGGAGCUCCAUGAGCGCAACGGGGACGGCAAGCGGCCCGAGACUGGCAGCGAACAUACGUGCAAUUGCAUCAUCCACCAGACGUUCUACGGCAAGUUACAGAGUUCUACCACCUGUCAGAACUGCGGAGGUGUCACCAACGCGGUGCAGUCGUUUCUGGAUCUCAGUCUUGGACUGGAGAACCUGUCUCACAAGAGGAAGAAGGGUGGUCCCAAGGUGCCCAGUUUGACUCUCCAGGAGUGCCUAGACGAGGAGUAUGUCAAGUCGGACAAGUGCGAGUACCGAUGCCACAACUGCAGCUCGAUGCAGCAGGCGAAGCGGGCCACCAGUAUUAAAAGGCUGCCGAACGUGCUCGCCAUCCAACUGAAGCGCUUCGAGUACAAGCAGGGUCGACAUGACCGCGCGCCCUCAAAGAUCGACACAGUUGUCAACUUUCCUCUGCAGCUCAAUAUGCUGCCAUAUACAACCAGGGGCAGAGGCGCGGACCCCAAGGACGCGUUCGAGCUCGGAAGAUCAUGCACCUACGACCUACUUAGUGUUGUGGUUCACGUUGGCGAGAUCGAUACGGGUCACUACGUCUCGUACUGCCGAGUGGGUGAUCAGUGGUUCAAAUUCAAUGACCACAAAGUCGAGAUGGCGCCCAAGUCGGACGUACUGAGUGCCCAGCCAUACCUACUCUUCUACAUUAUCCGCUCCCUUUCGUAGUAAACCAGCGUCACAAAGGAUAGACACGCCUCUUACGCCGAGCAUGUAACGAUUAAUACCAUUUGGGAAGGGCGUUGGUAAGCGCCAAAAGUAUGUCCAGGGGACAGAACAGGUGUUUGGGAGCAAGGAGUGUCAGGUCUAGCAUCUUGUCGGCGUUGGAAAGAAUCGCUGGUCUUACACCCACUCUCGGGUGGGAGAUUUGGGCAAGCAAAAAAACAAAAACGCCGUGUUGGAUGGCGGUAGGCACGCAUCGCAGGAGGGACAUUAUCAUUUCCAUCGGCGGCGAAGACUAAAGAAAUACAUUGUAUAGAGCAGCGAGGAAAUAGCGUAUGCACGUUUUUAUGUCGGGUUAUGUCGAGUACUGUA